This is a messenger RNA of Olea europaea var. sylvestris, 807 nucleotides long. RefSeq lists its product as uncharacterized. Gene Ontology annotation, cellular component: peroxisome. Gene Ontology annotation, biological process: regulation of gene expression. NCBI's taxonomy places the organism in Eukaryota, Viridiplantae, Streptophyta, Magnoliopsida, Lamiales, Oleaceae. The transcript has 3 exons. The record is from RefSeq and is a predicted model, not a curated record. Gene Ontology annotation, molecular function: RNA nuclease activity. The coding region runs from base 1 to 807 and encodes 268 amino acids.
AUGGAAUCUGAGUUCAUAGCUUUAGAUAAGGCAGCUAUCUCAAGAGCUCAAAAUUCAUCAUACAAUGGAAAGUCUAGACAUAUUCGUAGGAGGCACAAUACUGUGCGUCAGCUGCUUAAGGAUGGAAUUAUAGCUAUUGACUAUGUGAAGUCAAGUCCUGUUACCAUCUUUUGGGACAUUGAGAAAUGUCCCGUGCCAAGAAAUGUCAGGCCAAAGGAUAUUGUUGGUAACAUUAGGAAGGGUUUACUAUCCCAUCCUACAAUCAAUGGACCAGUGAUCGUUCUUUCGAUAUAUGAAGAUUUUAAUACAAUUCUGAGGCAAAUAAGAGAAGGGUGUCACAUGAUCGGUAUCAAACUUGUAGACGUGCCCAAUGGGAGGAAGGAUGUUGUCGACAAAACAAUUUUGGUAGAUAUGUUCCUCUUUGCUUUGGACAAUCAUGAACCCUCAUCUAUCAUAUUGAUCUCGGGAAACGUAGAUUUUGCUCAUGCACUUCAUAUUUUAGGGCAACAUGGAUACACAAUUAUCGUUAUGAUUCCAUCUUGGGUGAAAGUUUCAUCCUCUCUGAAGAAUGCAAGUAGCUAUCUAUGGGAUUGGUGUAGCAUGACCCGUGGGAAAGGGUUUGUGCACAGGGAUAAGAGAGCAAUACCUCAUUCAAGUGAAGAAGAAAAAGUAACGUGUACACCAGGUGCUUCCAGUGAGCAUAAGGAGUUGACCACCCAUGUACAGACCCCAAGAGGUCUAAGUGAUUUAAAAGGACAAAUUGUUAAGUUGUUAAAAUUGUUGGGGGGGAAGUUUAUCUCUAUUUAA